AUGCAGGAUCGCGAUAAUCAUUCCUCUUCAAGCUCGGAACCCAGCUCUUCUAAGCCCGAGUUAUCAACGACAAGUUCAAUCCCAGCGAAGGUGGUCUCUUCAUCCGCCGCUGCACCACCAGCUACCGAUUCUAAUACCACCACUGCUCCUCCUCCAGUUAGUACGAACACUACAGUACCAGAAUGGCACCCCACAGGCCUACUGUCCGGCCACCCAACCCGCCCCUACGCCAUCAUCAUCCUCAACCAACCCAUCAACUACAAGGCGUUAGACGCCGUGAUCGACCAUGCAGAUCUACUCGUGUGUGCGGACGCCGGUGCGGACAGAUUAUAUAAAUACCAUCAACAACAACAAGACCAACAACAGCAACACCUCCCUCUCCGUCCUCAGACGCGUCCCCAUAUCCGCCUCCCAGACGCCAUAGUAGGCGACCUCGACUCCCUCAGCCCCCAAGUCGAACAUCACUACCGCGCCCAAGGUGUCCAAGUCAUCAAAGACCCGAACCAGUACUCUACCGAUUUCACGAAAUGUUUGAAAUGGAUUCGACGGACCGUAGAACACUCUCAGCAGUCGUCCCUCACCCUCGCUGGACCGCAAGAGUGCGAAGUCGUCAUGGACGUCGUCGUCCUAGGCGGUCUAGGCGGCCGCGUCGACCAAGCCUUUUCCCAAAUCCAUCAUCUCUACAUGGCCUCGAACGAUUCUGACCUUCUAGUCGGGAGGAUUUAUUUGUUGUCCGAGUCGAGUUUGUCGUUUGUUCUGGCCGAACCAGACUCCGACAGCACCACUCCCUCUUCUUCUACCACCACCACCACCACCUCCAUCCUCAACAUCAUCCAUGUCCCCGAAUCCAAACAAGGCUUUUCCUAUUUUGAAGAAAACGUCGGCAUCAUCCCCGUCCUGGGCCGCUGUCACAUCACCACGACGGGACUCGAAUGGGAUGUGGAGGACUGGCCUACGGAGUUUGGCGGUCAAAUGAGUACGAGCAAUCAUAUCCGAUCAAACAGAAUAGAAAUCGCGUUUCAGGGGCCUAGACCGUUGUUUACUAUGGAAUUGGGGAGAAGGUUUCGACAUUGCUAG
Messenger RNA from Exophiala dermatitidis NIH/UT8656, 1077 nucleotides. RefSeq names its product thiamine pyrophosphokinase. The record is from RefSeq and is a predicted model, not a curated record. Bases 1 to 1077 code for a protein of 358 amino acids. The transcript has a single exon. Gene Ontology annotation, biological process: thiamine metabolic process; thiamine diphosphate biosynthetic process. Lineage: Eukaryota; Fungi; Ascomycota; Eurotiomycetes; Chaetothyriales; Herpotrichiellaceae. Gene Ontology annotation, molecular function: ATP binding; thiamine diphosphokinase activity; thiamine binding.